AUGCUGCAGAGACAGAGCUGGGGGCUGGCGCUGUGUGUGAGCAUCACCCUCAGCUUCAGCCUCUCUGUGCUGUGGAGGCGUCAGAGCCCGGAGGCCAUGGGGAUGGACGCAGAGCAGUGCUGGGAGCUGGGGCAGGAACUGAUGACUCUCUCUCUCCGCCCCAGGCUGGACGAGGCCUGGAUCUGGAGGCGGCUGAAGCUGGUGCAGAGCUGCCCCUGGGUGCAUAACGCCAGCGCCCUGGGCUGGUACAGGGAGCAGCUGGGGCGCUGCUGUAACGCAUCGGCCAACUUGGUGCUGAGCCGGGACAACACCCCCCUGGGCUCCCGAAUUGUCUGUGAUGGGCAGCCAGCCAAGAAGCUGCUGGUGCGAGAGGAGUUGCUCGAGAUCCUGCCGCAGGGCUCCCCAUUUCAGGGCGUCCCCUACGACAGCUGCGCCGUGGUGGGGAACGGGGGGAUCCUUCGUAACAGCAGCUGUGGCCCCGAGAUCGACCGCGCCCAGUUCGUCAUCAGGUUCAACCUGCCCCGCGUGGACUUUGCCGCCGACGUGGGCACCAAAUCGAGUGUCGUCACCAUGAACCCCAGCAUCCUACACGCCCGGUUCCGGGGUCUGGGCCGCUGGCGCCGUCCCUUCGCGGAGGCGGUGGGUGCCUACGGGGCCGCGCUGCUCCUCGUCCCGGCCUUCAGCUUCGCCGCCUACACUGCGGUCUCGUUCCAGGCACUCUACACCCUGGAGGACUUUGGCUCCCCGGCCCGCACCCUCUUCAUGAACCCCGAGUACCUGGCACGGCUGGACGGGCACUGGCGCUCCCAUGGCCUGCGCCCCAACCGCCUCUCCUCCGGCUUCAUGUUGGUGAGCUCCGCCCUGGAGAUGUGCCGGCACCUCACCCUCUACGGCUUCUGGCCCUUCCCCAGCGACCCCGAGGGGCGGCCCCUGCCCCACCACUACUACGACAACCAGCCCCCCAGGUCGGGCGUUCACGCCAUGCCCGAGGAGUUCACCCGCUACCUGGGCAUGCACCUGCAGGGCGCGCUGCGGCUGCAUCUGGGGUGCUGCCAGGAGGGCCCAGCCGGCGGCCACACACAUCGAGGCUCGGAGAGGGGGUCUGAAAAGAGCCCCCCAACCGCUCAACUCCACCUUAGUCCCUCCUCGGGUGUGAAAGGAGGAGAAUAG
Chelonoidis abingdonii (Abingdon island giant tortoise) is the source of this 1170-nucleotide messenger RNA. Lineage: Eukaryota; Metazoa; Chordata; Testudines; Testudinidae. The record is from RefSeq and is a predicted model, not a curated record.